UCUUGGUCGGGCACACAGAACACCUGAACUGGUGGAGCAACGCUGCGUGUCAAUCUUCGAGGUUAUAUUUCUGACGUUUCCACACUGUGGGAAAAAUUUUGCAAAUGUCCGCUAAAAAGUGUACUUAAAGCAGCACGGUGGCAAUGAAAAUCUCAUCAGAAAAAUGCGCGAGUUUGGAAGACAGCCCUGAGGAGGGCGAAAUUUUUUCGGACGAUUUGGAAGACAUUUCGGAUGUGUCUUUAAGUUUACCGACCCACAAAUCUGGUAAGUUCCAUUAUCAUAGCGAUAACUUACACGAUUUAUCUUUAAGCAGCGUGUCAGACUUCGAAGAGACUACUUUGAAAGUGAAAAAUCAAAGAAAACGCAAAAAAUGCUUCUCUCAUAAGGUGGAUCGUCAAAAAAAGCAUCGCAAGAAACCCCCUGAUUCGAAUAGUAGUGAUAAUGAUUCCUUGGAGGCAUGUAGGCUCAAGCUUCAGCUAAAGGCAACUGUACAACUAGACUCUAAAGAUGUCAUAUCUAGAAAUAGCCUGAAAACUCGACUCAGAGCAAUGGUAAACAACACUGGCCGUGACUCAGAUGCGACCGACAAUAAUUUAUCACCGAACAUUAUGACUGUGAAUUCCACUCCAGACCCUUCGAUCACCUUAAUAGAUUUAAUGGCACAUGAUACGAGCAGCGCUGAAAGUAUUCAAGAGAAUAUUGACAACAACUUAAAUUCAUCUAAGGAUGACCUAGAUAAUGAGCUGAUACAACUUAGGCUGGAAGCACUAAAAACAGCAAUACAAAAUAAAUAUCCUAAUGGUGCUAAAUCCAGAAAGGCUAGAAACAAUGAAGGUAGUAAGGAAAAUAUUAGUAAUAACUGUGAAACACACAACGACACUCUAGGAAAUAUACCUCACGUAUCGCAUGAUGCAAACAGUAAUUUAGAACACAAGUCAACCAAUCCUCCAGAAGAAGAUGAGGAUGUUGAUGUCUUAAGGGCGCUAUUACUUGCUUCAAUGUCCAGAAAAAUUAGCGAAAUUGAAUGCGCACUACCCACAUCAUCUUAUCCAAUGACUCAACAAAAAAUAAACACAAUUUCAAAUGGCAUAGAAAACAACAGAUACAAAAGAACUAACAAUGUUAGAGCCAUCGUGAGAAGAAGUAUUUCGCAGGAGAAGGUUGCCUUAAAACCUUUAGUUACGACUACAGUAAAACCCCUGAUAAUAUGCGUAAAUUCUAACUCCGAUUCGGAUUCAGACUGGGAACUGAGUUCUGGCAGCCCUGGUAAAUCACCAAAAAAAGUCGAAAAUGUACCUGAAGUCCAUGCUGUGAUAUCAAGUACUGAAGUGGAUUCGACGGUUAAUAAAACCGAAACCACUUUUGAAAAUACAAUAGAACGGUUUUUAAAGGAGGAAAGAGCGAAAGUGGAACAUUUAAAAGCCACUGAACCUGUUCCAAGUAAAAAGACUGCUGAAAUCCCAAACAAAAAUGCAGUGGCCGCCGCUUCAUCCAAUACAACAGCAACUGCUCCAAAGCCUAAACCCAAACUUGCGGUUACAGCUCCAUCUAAAACUAAAAUUACUGCGACUUCGCGACAAAUUGAAAAAAUUUCCUUCAAUAACAAGGUUCUUGGCACAUCAAAACUGGAUAAAUCGGUCUUGAAUUUCUUACCAGCAACGAAGAGAGAGGAAUACCGAAAGUUGCAGGAUUUACUUCGGCAAAAAAAUGCCCAAAGACGUAAACAUCUAACAGAGAAAUUGGAAAACAAAUCAAAAUUUAGCGCACCUCAAGUACCUAAAACUGUAAUUAAACAGCUUCAAAUUCAAACCACAGCGGUCAAGAUCGACGACAAAAAUCAGCAAAGUUGUGCCGUAGUUCCCGAGUUAAACAACGUGAAAAAUGUGGAAACAAAAGACUGUGUUCAGCCCGUUUCUCCCAUAAAAACCGAAACUAAACGAGAAAUUAGAGAUCAGUCAACACAGACUGAAGAAUUUGGGGGUGUACAACUGUCCCCGAAAACGGAAGCACGCCUCAACGAAUUCAGAUCUCAAGAAUUAACCGCUGCGGAGAGGAGCAAAGAAAAAAGACGGCAGACUCAGCAUAUGAGGAAUAUUUUGAAGCAGCUGCAGGUCCAAAGUAAUGGAAGAUUACAGAUGGGAGACAAAUACAAAUGUCUGCGGCCAUUGAUAAAAAAUCUGAACGGCGUAAUUAAAGAGCAGAAGGAUUGCGAACUGGAAGUCGAAAAAUUAAUUAAUCAGGUGACAGAAGUUAGAAAAAAGCAGGAGCUUUUACACAACAAUCUGUUGGACUCCAUCAAACAACUUGAAGAGAAGAAAACUAACAUUGAUUUAAGUAUGUCCAACCAUUCCCGCUUGGAACUCAUUGGCUCCUCGUCUAACGAACUUCAAUCAACAAAUAAUGCAAAUAUCUGUUGUAACAUCAUAUCAAGUUUGCAGCAGGAUAUUUCCGGAUCGAUUGAGGACAACAAUUCACAAAAUAGCUUAGUCGGUGAUCUGAAAUGUGCGGAUAAUCAAGACAGUAUUAUUGAUCCAAAUGAUAUUGAUCAAAUUAUCAAGAAAACUCAAAAGCAAAUCGCACGGAAUGAAUGUUCGGAACAGUUUGAGCGCCGAACGCCACAGAGAAAUAAAUACAUAUCUCCAUUGGAUUGCAUGUCCAGGCAAGAUGAUCUAGAUCCUUUCGGAAUCAUAUGCCCUUUCGAAGUAAAUGGAACCUGUAAAGACCCGGAAUGUUCAUUUAAUCAUCUUCCCAAAUGAACUGAAGCACUUUUCCAAAAAUCUAAUAUGUGAUAAUUUAUAAGGUAGAAGGUUAUAAUUGAAAAUACAAUUUUCGUAUUGAGUUUGGAUAUUUAAUGAUCUCCGGACAGUAUUCGUUCUAUUUUUACUUAUUCAUAGAAGUAAUUUUUGCUAUUGCAAGUUUACACUUAGCUGAUCGUUAAAAAUAAAUUUAUUAUAGUGGAUCGAGUAGUUUUUAUUUAUUUUAAACACUUUACUCAGUUUAAGAAGUUUUAAAUUAAAAAAUCAACGCAACAUUUUAUAAAGAGCAUAAAGCUAAUUUUCAGGAACUUGUCUGAUAGAGCGCAACAACAUUGUCGCAUACAUUAUUAAAUUAAUAAUGAGAUGGAAAGGUGAAGGAAAAAAUAUCCAAACUCAACUAUUUAUAGCCACAAUUUGCACUGGUUAAUUUGAUUAUUAUUUAUUAUAUAUGUGUACUUUUGUACGUUCUUUUCUAUGUACAAAUAGUUUUGCCAUUGUCACGUUUAUACUUUUCAUGUUGCCAAUGCGUUCACUUUGUGACAAACCAAACUAGCUCAUUUCAGUUAUGUACUUUGUAUGCAGCGUGAGACCUAAUUGGGUGUACACACUUGCAGUAGAUUGUACCUUCAAAAAUUUUGUUGGUUUGGUAACGAAAGUCCGAAAAUAUUGGGUGUUUAAAAUUCAUUAAAAAAAUCAGAUUAAUUAAUAUAUCCUAUAAAAAUUAAGGGGCUUUGGAACAUUUACUUUAGUGUUCCGUUUAUUUCAGUUGCAGUUUAAUUGUUUAAUACUAAAUAAUAAUUUAUUAGUAAAAUUAUUGUUUACACAUGAAUUAUCUGUCAAUGUUUAUAUAUGUUGCCGGCAAUGUGCAAAAUGCCUAGGCAUUCUACAAACUGACCAACUCGCCAGGCAUUUCGCAGAAUCGCUACUUUGGGCAAUCUGCACAUUGACUACGGUAUCUUCGUCAAUCUGUAGAUUGCAAGUAGAUUGAUCUGUAGUCAAUGUGCAGAUUGCUCAAAGUAGCAGCGAUUCUGAAAAACAACUGGAGAGUUGGUCAGUUUGCAGAAUACCUAGGCAUUUUGCACAUUGCCGGUAACAUAUACAUAUUGAUAAAUUUCAAAUCGUUCAAUAAAUCUUUAACACCCUGUUUCCGGACCUUGUUUCAUUUAUCAUAUUAACAUUAUUUUUUAUUGUAGAAUCCGCUAUAACAACUUGAACACCUAAUUAAGACUCACCCUGCAUCUAACAUUUAUCAUUAUAUUCUCGUUUGUAUAUAACUAUUUUUGAAAAAUGAAUAAAGAAACUUAUUAUAA
Dendroctonus ponderosae (mountain pine beetle) is the source of this 4066-nucleotide messenger RNA. RefSeq lists its product as uncharacterized. Bases 144 to 2756 code for a protein of 870 amino acids. NCBI's taxonomy places the organism in Eukaryota, Metazoa, Arthropoda, Insecta, Coleoptera, Curculionidae. The transcript is spliced from 4 exons. The record is from RefSeq and is a predicted model, not a curated record.